Pseudovirgaria hyperparasitica is the source of this 1822-nucleotide messenger RNA. RefSeq lists its product as uncharacterized. The record is from RefSeq and is a predicted model, not a curated record. Gene Ontology annotation, cellular component: peroxisomal membrane. NCBI's taxonomy places the organism in Eukaryota, Fungi, Ascomycota, Dothideomycetes, Acrospermales, Acrospermaceae. The transcript has 2 exons. Gene Ontology annotation, biological process: peroxisome organization. Bases 129 to 1754 code for a protein of 541 amino acids.
CUUCAACGUCAUCACAUGCUUUCACUCCGAGGCGCACGCCAAACUCCCAGUCACACUUCGCCCUGUUUCGAAGAUACACUCCUCCACUGAAGCUCUCCAUGAGAUAGCAAAGCAGUGUCGAGUCCACCAUGGACGACGAUACAACAGGCGUGUUCGCUAACCGCGACGAACCAAUCCCCGUCGUCAUCACCAACCCCCCCGAACCCACGGCCUCCAACCAGACCUUGAAACCAUAUCCCCAGGAGAAGGCCCGGUCAAGAUCACCAGCCGAAAGACUGCGGACGAAGCUUCAAGACAAACUGGAAGAGCAACUCGCCGACCAAGGUGCCGACGCCACUGCCGACCAGCCCGAAAAGAGCACCAGAAAGAGCAUACAGGACCGGCUGUUCAACAAGAUCUUCGAGCAGUUCAUACCAGAAGACCCCGGCUUCGAAGAUGAAGAUGAAGCCAACGGGCCAAAAGUCAAGGACAGACGAUCACGCAAAUAUGUCGCCCGGCCAAACUUCAGCCUGCCGGUCAUGUCCAACAACUUCAGACGCUUCAACGCGAGAAUCGGCGUCGUCUUCGUCUUCCAAAACCGCGCCAUCCGCCUCUUCUCCUGGGCCGACCCCUCGCACACCCUCUCCUUCCUCGCAAUCUACACCCUCAUCUGCCUAAACCCACACCUCCUCCCCGUCCUCCCCCUCGCCGGCACCCUCUUCUUCAUCAUGGUCCCAGCCUUCCUAACCCGCCAUCCCCCUGCCGCACCCAACUCCUCCUCCUCCUCCUCCUUCGACCCCUCCACAACAGACCUCUACCCCUACCUCGGCCCCCCGACCGCCCCAGCCCGCCACGUCAAGCCCGCGCCAGACUUCAGCAAAGACUUCUUCCGCAACAUGCGCGACCUCCAAAACAGCAUGGAGGACUUCAGCCGCGCACACGACAACGCCAUCGCCCUCAUCGCCCCCCUCACAAACUUCAGUAACGAAGCCCUCAGCUCCUCCGUCUUCCUGCUCGUCUUCGCCGCCGCAUGCGCGCUCUUCGUCGCGUCCGGCCUCGUCCCCUGGCGCGCCGGCGCGCUCCUUCUCGGCUGGGCAGCUACGUGCGCGGGACAUCCCGCCGCGCAACAAGUGCUGCUCUCCAGACGGACGGAGCGCGUCCUGCGCAACGGCGAGCGCGCAGCGAGAAAACGCUUUAAUGUCUUUGCGGCUGCGGACAAUAUCCUUGCGGAGGCGCCGGAGAUGCGCGAGGUGGAGGUGUUUGAGCUGCAGCGGCGGGAGGAGGCGGCGCUGUACGGCGACGAGCGCGCAGCGACGGCGUACGAGCCGUACAUGUUUAGUCCUGCGCCGUACACGCCGCUGUCGCCGGCGCGUAUCUCGGGUGAGAGGCCGCGGGGCACGCGGUUCUUCGAGGACGUGCGCGCGCCGCAGGGCUGGAAGUGGGCGGAUAAGAAGUGGACGCUUGAUUUGCUGAGUACGGAGUGGGUGGGGGAGAGGAUGAUUACCGGGGUCGAGGUUGAGGUUGAGGGCGAGAGGUGGGUUAGUGAUAUCCUGUAUGAUGAAGGUGUGUCGUUGUUGGCGGAGGAGGAUGGGAUGAUGUCGGCGGAUGCUGGCGUGAGUUUGGCGAAGAAGGGCGCCAAGGGGGGCAAGGUGAAGAUCGGGGUGCGGAAGACGUGGGAAGAAGGGAAUGGGACGGGGAGAAAGGGGGAGUGGAGGAGGCGUAGAUGGGUGCGCAUGGUGCAGAGGAAAGUCUAUGGACCGGACAGUAAAGACUGAUGACCUUGCCCGGUACCACGAUGUUGUAGCACUAGAUGAUCAGACAUGAAAAGUCUUUAUAAAUUUCC